CGUCGAGGCGCCACUCGUUCCCUGAAGGUCUUUCUCUACACUUCGCGGCAUGUUUGCAAUCCGCAACCCGCGCACUCGAACUCCGCCUGAUAAGCGCGCUAAUUGCCACCAUUAAACUCCUUUAUCAAAAGCAACUUCAUCCAAAAAAUAGAAGACUGUAGAUUUAACGUAAUAACCGUUAGUUGUAAUCAUCUAUGGUGUAGCUAGUUUAGUGAACUCCUGUGAUUUUAAUUCCCCAGUGCAGUGUUAGUGUCUCUUGGUGCACAAUCUCGAAUUAAAAGUAGAUUAUUCGGAUGAUCGCAAGCGCUCGAAGAAAUAAUCGGAUAGAAAAUGACACACUGGUGAGAGACUCGGCGAUAAUGGUAACAAAUUACAGUGCUGGUGGUAAUGUUGAAGGACCCCUCUAAGCGCAAUGGAGAACGCACGAGAACUUUUGUUCUUAGGCCUUUUGUUUGUAGCUUGCGUGGGUGCCGUGGAGACUUAUUCCAACGAGGGGUUCCUGAACGGCAACGUCAGCACAUAUCCCUACUUCGAAUUCAAUGUACCCCGAAAUGUCACCACCGCAGUCGGCCAGACUGCCUUCCUGCACUGUAGGGUGGAACAGUUGGGAGACAAGGCGGUUUCGUGGAUUCGUAAACGGGAUCUUCACAUUUUGACGGCGGGAAUAUUGACAUACACGUCCGACCAGAGGUUCCAAGUGAUUCGACCAGACAAGUCGGACAAUUGGACGUUGCAGAUUAAGUUUCCACAGCUCCGGGAUUCCGGAGUAUACGAGUGUCAGGUUAACACCGAACCCAAAAUGUCACUUCCAUUCCGGCUGAAUGUUAUCGAAGCAAAAGCUCGGAUCCUGGAAGCCAGCGACCUGCACGUCAAGGCGGGCAGCUUGGUGACGCUCACCUGUGUCAUCAAUCAAGGACCACACGACCUGGGGACGGUUUUCUGGUACAAAGGCACGGAGAUUAUCCAGCCGACGCAGCCCCACGUCAACGACGCCGACACCGUCAGCAGGGUCACGGUCCAGAACCAAUGGACGGAUGGUUUAACGUCACGAUUGCACAUCACAAGUGCACAUCUCUCUGAUUCGGGGAACUAUUCAUGCGUCCCCACAAUUGCAGCCCCUACAAGUGUUAACGUACACGUCAUUAAUGGAGAGCACCCAGCGGCCAUGCAACACGGAAACAAGAACACAGCGCCGUUGUCUUUGUCGCUGCACUGCACCCUUGUAUAUAGUAUCUCUGUCUUCAUAAUAAAACACAUCAGAUGAAACCUCUUGUAAA
Molecule: messenger RNA, 1277 nt
Organism: Tribolium castaneum (red flour beetle)
Lineage: Eukaryota; Metazoa; Arthropoda; Insecta; Coleoptera; Tenebrionidae
Product: zwei Ig domain protein zig-8
Exons: 6
Coding region: 413-1264 (283 amino acids)
Biological process (GO): synapse organization
Cellular component (GO): neuron projection membrane
Source: RefSeq, a predicted model, not a curated record